GGUCGUUUAGAGGUUGACGUUGUGUACACGCAGGAGCACCCAGCUCUCAGCACAUUUGCUAUUUCUCAGAGCGAACACAUUUGGGGCCUACUAGUACACCAGGAGAGAGGGACAGAGAGGAGCGACAGUGAGGACGAGCAGUGCCCAAGAAUCGGCCAGUACCAACAAGAUGGCGAGUGUUUCGGACUCAGAUGAUGACAUGCCGCUCGCGCAAUUUUCGAAGAAGCAUAAGAAGAACGCGGCUGCUGGAGAAUCGGACAAGGCAAAGACGAAAGCCAAGCCAACCGCCAAGGCAAAGGCUCCCAUCAAAAGCGCGGCCGCCAAGAAGCUGGUGACCAAGAAGGGGCCGGCGAAGAAGCCCACCCCCGCGAAGAAGGGCGCCAAGAAAUCGCCCACGCCGAAAGCUAAGGGCAAGGGUCCGGCAGCGAAGAAAGCUCCGGUAAAAAAGAAAACAAAGCGGAAGACGAAACCACGAGAGCAGGAGUCUUCGGGGGACAAGCUGGUCACUCGAUCAGGAGUGCUGUACGACACGAAGAAGGGUGAGAUGAUUCAGAAGCUCCUCUGCCGUUGGUGGUAUGCAUUGGAGUGGCCGGCAAAGAAGGACCUGCGGCCAGCCCCUCCUUCGUACGAGGCGCUGGAAGGGUACCCGGGCGUGUUCAUCUGUGUCGAGGGCGAUGAUAUCGGCAAGCUCCUCGACGUGCGCAACAAGGAGACCUGUCCGUGCUUCACGAAUUUCGCAAAUAAGAGUUCGGAGGAGCUGAAGGGGCUUUUGGAGACAGCGUUGACGACGCAAAAGGAGGCCCUGAUUGCUCACUGGGGGAAAAACGUGGCCGAAGAGGCGAAUAUCGACAGGGAGCUCAAGUGGUUGAAGAGCGUGGACCCGGCGAAGGCAGACAAGGCGGCUGUCAGGGCGCUUGCUGGAAAGUUCUAG
Molecule: messenger RNA, 931 nt
Organism: Ectocarpus siliculosus
Lineage: Eukaryota; Phaeophyceae; Ectocarpales; Ectocarpaceae
Source: the annotation of a GenBank genome assembly